Schistosoma mattheei is the source of this 4290-nucleotide messenger RNA. Lineage: Eukaryota; Metazoa; Platyhelminthes; Trematoda; Strigeidida; Schistosomatidae. The record is from the annotation of a GenBank genome assembly.
AUGCUGCGUUGUGUGAAGCGGAAAUCAAGUAAGAGUAGGACAGUGGUGACCGGUAGUUCAAAUGAAAGAGGCUGUUCCACAUUACCACGUAUGUUUCAUCGGUCGGAUAGUGAGGAAGAUAUUUCAGAAAAGCCGUCAUCUUCAUCUUCCAACAGGUUAACAAGAUGGACAAUGGAAAAGAAAUCCGCUACACUAACAGCUGGCUCCACAUUAUCUUCUGGAAAUGAGACAAAAUCAAAAAGCAAACCUUUCACAUUUCUGCGUACAUUAUCUUUGGGUUCAUUAUUUUCUCCCUCAAGAAAACGUCGAAAAGAUGAUUCAACUACCGCUUAUUCUUCAGGUUUAAUGUCACCUGAUGUAGAGUUACAAACAUUAUCAAAUGAGUCACAGACUAAUAUUCAACAGAGACAAAAUGAAACUGAUGUUAGUCCAUCAGAAGGAUCCCUAACACCAACGGCUGAUGAAACCUAUAGACCUCAGUUUUGUAAGCAAGAGUUAUACUUAGAGAAAUUAACAAGAGAUGCCUAUAACUAUCCAAGAGACGAGACAAAUAAAACUCCAACAGAUGAAAACCCACAUAUUGUAUCUGAGGGAAAACAUUUGAAAAGAUAUCCAGAUGAUCAGCACGAUUCAGGUAGAAGUUCAACCAGAGAAUCAGCAGAUGUUUCUGUAGCAUCCGAAGGACCAAAAAAGAAACCAGUCAUAAAUGGUUUGCCUAUUGAACUUGAAACGAAGGCAGCACCACCUGAUAAACAUUGGCAAGUCUUACCUAAUUCAAAACAGGGUGAUAUUAAUCAAAGUUUUCUACGAGCAGCUAGGGCAGGAAAUUUGGAGAAAUUACGUGAAUUACUCAACAAAAUAACAGACAUCAACAUCUCGAAUACUAACGGACUGAAUGCGCUACACUUAGCGUGUAAAGAAGGCCGAACUGACGUUGUAAAGGAAUUAUUAUCACAUGGCGCGUCAGUUUAUAUGAUCACAAGAAAAGGCAACUCUGCUUUACAUAUUGCUAGCCUUGCAGGACAUCUAGAGAUCGUAAAAUUGUUAGUUGACCAUGGGGCUGAUAUAAAUGCGCAGUCUCAAAACGGAUUUACACCUCUUUACAUGUCGGCUCAAGAAAACCAUGUUGAAGUUGUUCAGUACCUUCUAGACAAAUCUGCUAAUCAGUCUUUAUCAACGGAGGAUGGUUUCACACCACUUGCAGUGGCACUACAGCAAGGACAUGAUCGUGUUAUAAGUCUGCUACUGGAAAGGGAUUCUCGCGGAAAAAGUCGCUUACCCGCACUACAUAUUGCUGCGAAGAAAGAUGAUGUUCAUGCUGCUAAAUUGUUACUCAAUAACAGCGAAAUAAAUGUGGAUCACACAUCGGCUAGUGGAUUUACGCCUUUACACAUUGCCGCUCACUAUGGGAAUGUUAAUAUAGCUAAGUUGUUGAUUGAGAAAGGAGCAAAUAUUAAUUACCAGGCAAAAAAUUGUAUAACACCGUUACAUGUAGCUGCUAAAUGGGGAAAGAACGAAGUUCUAAGCGAAUUGAUACUAGCAGGAGCUGAAGUAAAUAGUCGUACGCGAGAUGGACUAACACCUUUACACUGUGCAUCUCGUGCGGGUCAAACUGCUACGGUGGAAUAUUUAUUGAAAAAUGGAGCUGAUCACACUUUGAAAACAAAGAAUGACUUGACGCCAUUGCAUUUAGCUGCACAAGGUGCUAAUGAAAGUGUUGUACGAUUACUAUUGCGGAAUGGUUCUAAUCCGGAUGAUGUGACCAUUGAUUAUCUCACCCCUCUACAUGUUGCAGCCCAUUGCGGUAACGUGGACGUGGCUCGUGCUUUAUUGAAUUCCCAUUGUAAUGUUAAUGCAAGAGCACUGAAUGGGUUUACUGCACUUCAUAUCGCAUGCAAAAAGUCACGAGUUGAAAUGGCUUCAGUUCUUCUUAAAUAUGGCGCUCUACUUGAAGCAGCCACGGAGACUGGUCUCACUCCAUUACAUGUGGCUGCAUUUUUUGGAUGUACAGACAUUGUCUUAUUUCUUUUACAACAUGGUACGAAUGUGAAUCAAACAACUUUGCGUAAUGAAACUGCACUACAUUUAGCGGUUAGAAAUAAACAACUGGAGACAGUGAAAACUCUUCUUGGUUACCAGGCAAAUUUAGAUUACCGUACAAGAGAUAAUCAAACACCCUUACAUGUCGCUGUCCGUACAAACUAUCUGCCAAUUGUUGAAUUGUUAUUGAAUGCUGGCUCUGAUCCUAAUAUAAUGACAAAAGAUAAUUAUACACCAUUACACAUGGCUAUUAAAGAAGACUCAGAAGAUAUUGUUAGAAUAUUGAUUGAGCACGAUGCUAAUCCGGAAGUUAAAACAAAGAAAGGAUUUACACCCUUACACUUAGCAGCAAAAUAUGGUUCAUGCAAAACAGCUCACUUGUUAAUGGACAGAGCAAAGUCUGAUCCGAACACAACUGGUCCCAAUGGCUUCACGCCUGUACAUGUGGCUACAUAUUACAAUAAUAACAAAAUGUUGGAUAAAUUGAUAGAAUUUGGAGGUGAUGUCAAUCGACCUGUUAAGAAUGGCUUUACACCACUUCAUCUGGCAGCCAAACGAAAUCAUCUAGAUUCAAUCCAUUUAUUAGCAUCUAAAGGAGCCGUAACUGAUAAGGGUUCAAGGAACGGUUAUACACCACUUCAUUUAGCUUCACAAGAUGGUCAAAUUGAAAUAGUUAAAGUUCUUGUUGAAAAAUACAAAGCUCAAGUGAAUACUGCAGCCAAGGACGGUUUAACACCACUACAUUUGGCGGUACAGGAAGACAAAGCUAACGUAGCCGAAUAUUUAUUAAGUUCAGGCGCAUCCAUUGAUACGAAGACACUGAAAGCUGGGUUUACACCGCUACAUUCAUCUGCUUAUAGGGGACAGCUCGCCUCUGUUCGUCUACUUCUAUCAUGUGUCCCUGAACAUCAACUUCAGCAAGUUAUAAACAGUCGCACUCAUAUGGGUUCAACUCCACUGCAUUUGGCAGCCCAACAAGGUCAUCUACAAGUAGCUCUAAAACUUAUUCAAAUGGGAGCUGAUCCAAACAUUUGUAAUAAGCAAGGAUGGACAGCAGCAAAAUUAGCUCAUAAGCAACAUUAUUUGAACUUGUUCGAAUUGUUGCAAUCAGUUACAACUAAUGACGGUGACGGAGGUUUACCUAGUUCAAAUGGAAUAGAUGAUAAUGUAAAUCUAAUCCACGGUGUAAUGCCCUUAGAAAAAGCGGAAUAUAUGACUGAUCAUAUGAUCUCAGAUAGUGAAGAUGAAGCCGACUUUUUAUCUACACCAGCAAUGUUUCGAUAUCCUGAACAACGUAAAGAAACGUUAGAUGAACCAGAUAACGAUAUAACAUCAAUUCCAAGUACACCAACUUUGGAUAAUAAACUCAUAUCAGUCCGCCCAACAACACUGCGUAUUCCUGAAUAUUUAACUGCCUUAGGAGGUGAAACUCUUUGCUCUGGUCUUCAUGAAAGUAUGACAGAAGAACGCGUGAAACCAAUGCUCAAUGGAAAAGGUGAAACAGCUACAGCUUCACAACAGCCAGUUCAGAUGACAAUUAAUGCAUCUUCACCUGCCGCUCUAUCAGAAUGGGAUUUCGAUGUAGAUAAUGUGCAUUCGACGAAGAAUUUAGUUAAGUCGGGGUUUCUUAUCUCUUUUAUCAUCGAUGCUCGAGGUGGCCUAGUCGAAGCUCAAAGACGACCUGGUUUACGAUUUCUUGUACCACCUAAUGCACCAUCUGGACCACUACGUAUAAUUUGUCGUUUACUCCGCCCAGAAGCGAUUGACAAUCCACCAAUUUUUAAUGACGGUGAUUGCUUAGCCUGUCGGAUUAUUGAAAUGAAUCCAAACCAGAUGCGCUUCAGUUUACCUAUACUUGUUGAGGUGCCUCAUAUAGCAUCUAUUAAAGGAAGAGAACGUGAAAUUAUAAUUGUUAGAAGUGAAACGGGAAAUUCAUGGAAAGAACACACAUUAGAAGCAAAUGAGCAGGCGAUAAAUGAUUCGUUGGGUGAUGCAUUUGAUCAUUCUGACUUGAAUACUUCAAGUCUUAACAAACGCAUUCAUCGAAUUUUGACCUACGACCUUCCACAAUAUUUCGCGUUAAUUUCGAGAUUUCGUCAAGAGGUUGCUUUCAUUGGUUCAGAUGGUGGAAUUAUUAGCUCCACCGUAGCACCACAAGUCCAAGCUGUGUUUCCUCCAGGAUCACUUCAAAAAGAAUUAAAGUUGGCUUGCAAGCCCAAAUUAUUCCUAAUGAUGUCAUCAACCGUUUAG